GAUACACACAAGAUGAAUCUAAAAUUGCUUUUGAUCCGGCUAACAAGGUAAAUAGCAGAAAAUGGCUAGGUGGGUUUAGGACUCGGGUAGCAAUAAUACAUCCAGAUAAAAAAUGUCCUGUUUUAUUCCCAUGAUUAACAAUACACUAAAGUAUUCUUUUUUUUUCAUGGAAAAGUAGAAGAGGGGGGAAAUUUUUUAUCGCUCCAAAACUCUAGACCAAUUAAGAUCAUGGCCUAUACUAAACCUUUCUGGGUGGCGUGCACGAAUUGGUUACACGUGGGCAAUGGUAAUCGGUAAACGAAAUCUAUUGUUCUUCUAACUGAACGUCAGAGAAUAAGCUUGAUACAUAAUAAAACACUUGGAUAUAACGGGUUUAGCAACAGACUGAUUAGGACAAGAUGAAGCGCACAAUUUUUUGUCUUUUGUCACUUUUUACAAUUUUAAAUGCUCAGGAAGUUGAUCCAAAUGAAUUAAAAUGUUUAGUUUGUCGAUCUACGGUCGAAGAAAUCGAAACUGUUUUAGCUGAUGUUAAUCCAGCUCACCAAACAGAAUUCGGGAGUUACAGACUAGAUAGUGAUGGAAAUAUGAUAAGAAAAAAGAUACCAUUAGCUAAAUCGGAAGUUUAUCUUUCUGAAGUCCUAGAGGGAAUUUGCAAAAAGCUUGAUGAUUAUGUAAGAGCAAGAUAUAAAUCUAAUGGACAACUGACUAUUUUCAAUCUCUUAUCAUCAUCAGGAUCAAUGAAUUCAGAGAUGAGUAAAGUUGAUAUCAUUCAAGAUGGAGAUCUUAAUAGAAGUCUUAAAUAUAUUUGUGACCAAAUUGUUGGAGAACAUGAUGAUGAAAUUAUCAAAAUUUUACAAAGUGAUGAAACUGAUAAUAUUAAUGCAAUUUGUACAACAGCAACAAAAAUCUGUGACGAUGAGAUAAGUCCUGAUGAUAAACAAGAUGAGGAUAGUGAUGAAAUUGAUAGAACAGAACUUUAAUUGUUAUUACUAAAAAAUAUAUUUAUUGUACAUACGCUAUUACUGUUAAUCGAAAUUAUUUUAAAAUUCUUGAGGAAAAAUAAAUUUUCUAACGAUUUACAGAUAAA
Molecule: messenger RNA, 1087 nt
Organism: Chelonus insularis
Lineage: Eukaryota; Metazoa; Arthropoda; Insecta; Hymenoptera; Braconidae
Gene: sel
Product: canopy family protein seele
Exons: 6
Coding region: 399-980 (193 amino acids)
Cellular component (GO): endoplasmic reticulum
Source: RefSeq, a predicted model, not a curated record